UUGGGGCCGCUGGUUAAAGAGACGCAGGCAGGCAAGGCGGGCGCAGUGUAAGGCAGUAGCUGGGUGGCGGGCAGAAAGGAAGCCCACGUGUCUCCCCCUAAAGUGGGACCUGGAGCGCCCACUUCUUUUUCCCAACGCAGAACCGCCCCUCCCAAAACUCCCUUCUGUUCUCAACCCCCAAGGUUGUAUCAAUCGAGGGUCCUCCCCCUAUAUCCCCGAUCACGAACCCUCUGCUACUCUAGGAUCCAAAAGCGGACCAACUUGGCGGAGAAACUUUGCACUGGGAGAGGCGCUCGGAGAGGCAAAAAGGGGAAACUGCGCAUGCGGAGCUCCAAAUUCAAACAGCUGUUUCUAGAGGCUGCUAGGGAGGGCGGUGGGGAGCCCUCGGAGUUGGGGGGCCAUUUGCCCCCGGCACUGCCCACCCCUACCCUGGAGCAGGCUGGGAGCGGCCGGCCCCCUCCAGAGCCAUGGUGGACCGGGGACCUCUGCUAACAUCGGCCAUCAUCUUCUACCUGUCCAUCGGGGCGGCAAUUUUCGAGGUGCUGGAGGAGCCGCACUGGAAGGCCGCCAAGGAUAACUACAAUAGGCAAAAGCUUAAGCUUCUCCAAGAGUACCCGUACCUGGGACAGGAGGGCCUGGACAAGAUCCUACAGGUAGUAUCGGAUGCUACUGGACAAGGCGUGGCUAUUACUGGGAACCAAACCUUCAAUAACUGGAACUGGCCAAAUGCUGUCAUUUUUGCUGCCACAGUCAUCACCACCAUCGGUUAUGGAAAUGUGGCUCCUAAAACCCCUGCUGGACGCCUCUUCUGUAUAUUCUAUGGUCUCUUUGGGGUUCCCCUCUGCUUGACCUGGAUCAAUGCCCUGGGGAAGUUCUUCGGGGGACGAGCUAAGAGAUUGGGGCAGUUCCUUACCAAGAGGGGUGUGAGCCUGAGGAAAGCUCAGAUAACCUGUACGGCUAUCUUCAUCAUUUGGGGGGUGCUCGUACACCUGGUGAUCCCACCUUUUGUGUUCAUGGUGACAGAGGACUGGGACUAUAUUGAAGGCCUCUACUAUUCCUUUAUUACUAUCUCCACCAUUGGCUUUGGCGACUAUGUGGCUGGAGUCAAUCCAGAUGCCAACUAUCAUCCCCUCUAUCGAUACUUUGUAGAGCUGUGGAUCUACCUAGGGCUAGCCUGGCUGUCCCUGUUUGUGAACUGGAAGGUGAGCAUGUUUGUGGAAGUCCACAAAGCCAUCAAGAAACGUCGGCGGAGGCGGAAAGAGUCCUUUGAAAGCUCCCCCCACUCCAAGAAAGGGCUGCAGAUGGCAUCCAGCGGAGGCGUCAAGGAUGUUAAUAUUUUCAGCUUCUUGUCCAAGAAGGAGGAGACCUACAAUGAUCUUAUCAAGCAAAUUGGGAAGAAGGGUCUGAAGACAAGUGGGGGAAGUGGAGAGAGAGCCAUAGGACCCGAGAGGGGAAGGCCUGCCCUCCCAGCUGCUCCUGUGGGUCCCCUAGCAAUCUAUACCAAAACCCGUGUGCCCAGCUAUGAGGAGGUGUCUCAGACGCUGAGGCUGAAGGGCCACAUAUCGAGGCCCCAGGUUGCGGAGAUUGGGGAGGGACCCCCCAGUGACAACAUCAACAGCCCCUCCACGGUGUUUGUCAACCAGCUGGACCGGAUCAGUGAGGAGGAAGGGGAAGCCUGGGAUGCCCGGGACUGCCACCCACUGAUCUUUGAGAAUGCCAACAUCACCUUUGUGAACGAGGAAGGAGGACUUUCAGAUGAGGAUACCUCUAAAUCCUCCCUGGAUGACAACUUAGCUGGGGAGGAAGAGGAGGAACAGGAAGAGGGGGAGGGACCUGAGGCAGAGAGGCCACUAAAUCUGGGAGAAUUCCCAUCUUCAGAUGAUUCCACUUUUACCAGCACAGAAUCUGAACUCUCUGUGCCUUAUGAACAGUUGAUGAACGAAUAUAAUAAAAUCAACAGUCCCAGAGGCACGUGAAGGCCCCCUUCUCCACCCCUUGCCCUGUCCCACAAAUCAUGUGGCCUUUUCUUUCCCCUUACCUCCCCUUCAGGGUAUCACCUAUGAUGGCUGAAAUUCCUGGACCCUUGGCCUGGGAGAAAAAGAGAGACCCUCGUGUUCCCAUCUCCCCUGGCCAGAUGCCAUUAACCACCCAUACUUCCCAGCUGCCUGUACUUCAGGAUGACUGUGUUUCCACAUGAUCCCUUGGUAAUGUGGCUGAACAGAGAUGAUCAUGAAAUUGGGAGAGAUUUGGUUGCUGAAAGGUGGCUUUUGUUUUUUGUUUUGUUUUGUUUUAAAUGACACUUGUAAUUUUGACAGAGUAAAGAUGAUACUGGGGCCGUGGAUGGUCAAACCUAUAAAAAAGCACAAAUUUUGGGUGUUGACAGGAUCUCCUGUCCCGGGAGCAUCUGUAUAGAGAAAGCUUGAUUCAGCACAUAUUAACUAAAAUUUUAGUAUGUUAUCUAGCAACAGGACUCAAGUCUGAAAGGCAGUGCACUGUUCUUGUCCUCAAGACAAUUUAUGAUCAUUUUGGGGGUUCUAGUGAACACACAUAAGACAGUUAAUGGGACAAGAUAGUGUGUAAGCAAGUGUGGGAGUGAGGUUUACAAGAAUGCCAGAGAAACAGACCCUAUAUCUGUUCCGAGCUGCUUUUUCCCAACCUCCUCUUUUUCACAUACCCUUAUGUUCUAAUGCAGGGAUUUUUGUUCAUCAUGGAUCCCUUGCACAGUCUAUAUCCCUUUUUUCAGAUUUAUCUUUUUAAAUGCAUAAAAUAAAAUAUGUAAGAUUGCAAUGGAAGCCAAUUACAAUAUUGACAUCUAUAUGAAAUAUAUAUGGACCUCAUGUUCUAAUAUUCUAAUUCUAAUUAUGUCCCAUAAAUUCUAUUCUAGGGAGAAAAGGGCUGUGAGGGUUUUGAGUAGAUGAAAGUCAGCUUCCAUACAGAAUACAAACCGAAACACUCCCAAUGGUAACCAGACCCAUCCUAUGCACCCCACAGCCUCUGUUGCCCUUUCUUGAUGAAUGAGUGUCCCUUUAUGGAGUCACUGACGGUGGGAGUGUGCCAAUGAGGGUCAUCACAAUUUGCCCUGUUCUAAAUUACUUACCAUUUCUGGAAGAAGCAGAUGGAGCAAGAUAAGAUAGAAGACAGCGUGGAGCAGCAGGAUGUAGGCUGAAUCUGGAGCCGGUGUUUGCCAUUUACCUAGCUGGUAUUUCCCUUCCAAACUCAUUUUUUCAUCAUCUAUCUAAUGGGAUUAAGUCCUAACAGCCCUUCCAGCCUGUGGAUCCCAAGUGUGUUCCUUGUGGUUCUGCCUUUGCUCACUUAUUUUAGCUCCUCUCCUGUGCUCUUCUCCCCCAAUCCCAGGAGGCAAUGAUCAGGAGAGACAGUGUCUCCCCUUGAAUCUUGCUCCUUCUGUCUUGGACCCUUCUCAUGGGCUGAGUGGCAAAGGUUAAGGCUAUGUUCCAUCCCCAGGGACUUGAGUGUGAGCCUCAUUGGUUGGAGAAGACUGGGACCUAUUUCAAUAUCCCUUCCUGUUUGAGAGAUCUGCUCUGGUGGAAGAGAACCACCUUGGAUAAAAGCUUUGUAUGUGUGUAAUAUACUCCAAAGCUUUUCCUUCCCUCCCCUUGGCUACCCUGGAGAAAAAGCUAGUCGGUUGUGCGCCAGGAGCUCGAUGGGCUGGGUAGGCUAAAACUCUUGAAUAUGGGGAUUCCACCUCACCCAUUUCCUGGGAUUAAUGUAGUCUCUCACAAUACACUCCAAGUGCCCUCUGGAAUUUUUUACCUCCCUUAACAGACUGUUAUCACCCAUUUCCCCACCUUCUCUGUAAUCCCCCUUUUCUCUCAAAUCCCUAAUUAAUCCAAGCUUGCCUUCCUUCGGGCAUUCAUUUCCCUAGAACAAAGACUGACACCGCACCCUAUGGCCUGCCUUUGGUGAAGGAGAAGUGCUCGCAAUCUACUCUUGGCUUCUUGGGAAGCAGUAAAGUGCAUAUUAAUAGGCCUAGGAGGAGUGUGCCUCCUACUACUUACCCCUGGAAUCCCCAGCAGCUGUUUUGUUUUUUAAGGGAGGAUGGGGAAACCAGAGCAGAAAAUAAAAUUGUGAAAAAAACUAUUCCCCCUUUUUUUCUGACAGGGGCUGGGUGGAGGGAGGAGAAUGUGGGGCUAGACACUAUCUGUGCAAUGUCUCCCUGGGGCAGACCUGUUCUGUUUUCUAUGGAUAUUUUUUGUUUUUAUUUUUUAUUAUUUUGAAAUUUUUAAAAAAUAUAUAUAUAUCAAGAGUCUGUGAUUGGCUACUGAUGGUGUCUUAAAUACAAAAGUAAAAGGAAGGUUUGAAGAGGCAAUGAGUCUUACACUAUCUCAGAUGGAAAGGGGUGGAGAGACAACUCCCACCCCGCUCCUUUCCCCGUGGCUCAGGGCCUCAGCCAGUAUCACAUGUUAGGAGAUCAAAUAGCACUUUUAUAGAGCCAUCUUGGCCACUUCGGUUUUAGGUUUUAUCUUCCUCCCCCUGGUUACCUUCCAGGGCUAACUUUUAAUUCUUAAAUGCAUUUGAAACUGUGGUUGAUCCAAUUUCCCACAGGUCACCACCAGCAGAUGCUAUAAACCAGAGGAGCUUUGAUUGAACACUCUGAGUGUUCCCCGGGGCUCAUCUGUGGUGAGAGGCAGUGUCUUGUAGUAGAAAAGGAGAAGCUGAAAACUUGCAUUCAAAUCCCUCCCCUCACCACUCAGUGUUUCUGUGUGAUCCCGGGCAAGAUUCUGAAACUCAAGUUGAUCUGUAAAAUGAGGUUCUAAUAGUAGCACUACCCAUCUCACAGGGUUGUUGUGAGGAAUGUGAUUUUUGUAAAUCUGAAAACACUAUAGAAAUGUGAACCAUCUUGGGGGUGCAUGGACCAGAAGCUCCUCUGUUUUGUGGAGCCUCAAAUGCCAACCCUACACCCACCCUCACCUCCAAGUGUUUGGAUGACAAGGAUCAUCUUCAUUUUUUCGUUUGAUUGAUAUUCAUGACAUUUACUUCUUUCUAUGAUCCCACCUUGCCUAUCACUGACUGUCCUGGAAUCGUACACACUGUAUGUAAAUAUUGGCAGAGUCAAUGUCAAGUGUAAUUUAUUUUAACAUUUUUGCAAUAAAAAAUGAGAUGAACAAUUAA
This is a messenger RNA of Antechinus flavipes (yellow-footed antechinus), 5130 nucleotides long. It is a transcript of the gene KCNK5, whose product is annotated as potassium two pore domain channel subfamily K member 5. The record is from RefSeq and is a predicted model, not a curated record. The coding region runs from base 468 to 1976 and encodes 502 amino acids. NCBI's taxonomy places the organism in Eukaryota, Metazoa, Chordata, Mammalia, Dasyuromorphia, Dasyuridae. Gene Ontology annotation, molecular function: potassium ion leak channel activity. The transcript has 5 exons. Gene Ontology annotation, cellular component: membrane. Gene Ontology annotation, biological process: potassium ion transmembrane transport; stabilization of membrane potential.